Molecule: messenger RNA, 336 nt
Organism: Myotis brandtii (Brandt's bat)
Lineage: Eukaryota; Metazoa; Chordata; Mammalia; Chiroptera; Vespertilionidae
Gene: SPINK1
Product: serine peptidase inhibitor, Kazal type 1
Exons: 4
Coding region: 47-286 (79 amino acids)
Molecular function (GO): serine-type endopeptidase inhibitor activity; protein binding
Source: RefSeq, a predicted model, not a curated record
AGUUCAUUGCAGUUUUCAGCUGAGCUCUGGACACAAAACUUCAGCCAUGAAGGUGACAGCCAUUUUUCUUCUCAGUGCCUUGGCCCUGUUGAGUUUGUCUGGUAACGCUAAAGCUGAUGUCCCAGGAACAAAGGCUGUAUGUAACAGUAAUGUGAAUGGAUGCCCCAGGAUCUAUGACCCCAUCUGUGGGACUGAUGGGCAUACUUAUCCUAAUGAAUGCAUGUUAUGUAUGGAAAAUAAGGAGCGGGAGGUUCCUGUCCUCAUUAAAAAACAUGGGCCUUGCUGAGAACCAAGGUUCUGAAAUCCUGUAAGGUCACCAUGAUAUCCACUGCCUGA